Messenger RNA from Saxophila tyrrhenica, 843 nucleotides. RefSeq lists its product as uncharacterized. The coding region runs from base 1 to 843 and encodes 280 amino acids. The transcript has 2 exons. NCBI's taxonomy places the organism in Eukaryota, Fungi, Ascomycota, Dothideomycetes, Mycosphaerellales, Extremaceae. The record is from RefSeq and is a predicted model, not a curated record.
AUGGCGAGUCCCACCCCGCUGCCGUGGGCAGACCAGCCGUAUGCGCUCCUGGCAACGCCACCCCAGAACGCCCACAGCGCAACCAUAUGCGCCUACGAGAUGACAAUGGCCCACAACCUCUUCAUCCGCUCCACGAACAGUAUCCUCCUCCAAGCACCGCACAUCUCGGACUCUACCACACCGGCUACCUACAAUCCCGACGACGUCAAAGAUAUCCUCUACUACACCUCCGCCUUCCUCAAAACCGUCGACCACCACCACCACGUCGAAGAAACCGUCACCUUCCCGCUCCUCGCAGCCGUGCCCGGUGUUCCCUCCGGCUUCCUCGAUCCGCCGGUAGAGCAACACCGCGGCUUCCAUGAUGGGGUCGUGGAGCUGCAGAUGUAUUGCACAAAGCAUCUUGCCGAUGCAGACGGGUGGAGGUGGGCGGAGAUGAAGCGGAUUAUUGACGCCUUUGCGCCGGCGUUAAUGAGCCAUUUGACGGACGAGGUGGAGAUGCUGCUGAAGUUGGAGCCACUUUGCGAAAGCGCAGCUGUUUGGCAGUGCUGGCAAGCGACGGAGAAGGCGGCGUUGAACGAUGCGCGCUUCAGCAACCUCUACGACGUCUUCCCCUGCGGCCUCGGCAGCAGCGACCGCUCCUUUGAAGGCGGCAACAAAUUUCCGCCCGCGCCGGCGGUGUUAAUAUAUGCCGUGCAGUACUGGGGCGCAAAGCGCUGUGAACGGCCGGGAGCUUGGAGGUUUUGUCCGAGUGACUUCUGGGGACGACCGAGGGAGCUGGUGUUUUUGAGGGAGGUGAGGGAGCGGGAAGAGGCGAAGGUGGCGGAGCAAGGGGCGACGAGUUGA